GUAAUUGCGACAAGCCGCCUUCUCCCGAUCUCCGGUUUUUUCAAAGAAGAAUGUCCGACGAAGCAAAACCGUCGUCCGGCGAGCACAAGUCAGGACGCGUGUACGAAGCAGCUCGAUCACUGCAUUCUACUGCUGUGAAAGAUCUGCUAUCUCUAGGGGUGUGCGAGAGGUGUAUUUUCCGAUUGGUAUCCGUCGAGCCUUUUGUUUCCGAUUUGUCGUCGGUCUCGGCGUCAACUCUGCGGAGCUGGCUAGAAUCCGGCGACGAGGAAGAUGCCUCAUCGGAAGAGUCCAGAGUCUGCAUUGUCUGUUUAGGUGUAUUGCAGCUCGUUUUCUCCGAUGCCAAGCAAACGCUGGUGAGAUCGGAGUGUGGUAGUGAUUACGCCGCAAGGAUAAUGGACUUGGUGAAGGAGGAAGGUCACGAGUUCGAUAGCUUUGCUCUCGAAGUCUCUGUUCCUUCAACUAUCGUGGAGAAUGAUCGUGCCGUCUUAUUUUACCUUAAAGGAAAGUAUAAGAGUGAAGGUUGGGUGCAGAGCGAAAAGAUCUCUGUAAAGGAUGCCUUGAAAGUUCUAGUCUUGGAUCCUCUUAAAGCAUCGUUGGGUGCUAAAUCAGAUUCAAGCUCUUUUCACAUCCGUUUGACUUACUCUAAGGCAUCAGAUGAGGCUCAAUGUGCGUCUGAAACUACAAAGCAUGAGAGAAAGAAGAGGAAAACAGGCGAAGAGAAUGGAUCAACCUGUAUGUCCGAGAAUUCAUUUGAAAAGGUUUAUGAACCAUGCAUCUUGUCAGUUCACUGCAACAAGAUGCCUAUCUUUUUUAGUGGGAGAUACUUCAAAUACUCUAGAAAUGUAAGUCAAUCACGAUGGAUUAUUGAUGAUGAAAGAAUGGGUGAAGCGUCUGUUGAGGAGAUAAUUGGUGGAAAUAUUCUUCCAGCAUGCUUUGGGGAUUCCUACAAGUUCCAUGCUGCUGGCAGAGAAGAUAUUGAUGUACGAAUGUUGGGUUCAGGUAGACCUUUCUUAGUCGAGGUUCAGAACUCUCGAAAAUGCCCAUCCCAGGAAUCAUUGAUGGAAAUUGAAGAGAAGAUAAACAACUCAGAGAAAAAACUAGUCGGAGUUAAAGACCUUAAAUUCAUAGGAAGUCAGUGUUGGGCAAUGAUGCGUGAAGGAGAAGCAGAAAAACAGAAGCAAUAUGCUGCACUUGUAUGGAUUUCUCGUCCACUUGAAGAGAAAGAUAUCAACUCAAUUACUGCCCUGAAAGAAUUGAAAAUCUUGCAGAAAACACCAGUAAGAGUGCUUCACCGCCGAAGUCCAUUGGAACGUGAAAGGACUAUACACUGUAAGGGUCAGUCGUUGCUGGUUCCAAUCCUCAGGAUGAAAGUGGAAAAGAUUAAAGGAAGCUCUCACUACUUUCUACUGCAUCUAUGCACACAGGCUGGAACAUACAUCAAAGAGUUUGUUCACGGAGAUCUUGGUCGUACCAGUCCAAGCAUGGGAUCAAUUUUAGGAUGCAGGGCGGAGAUAAUACAACUUGAUGUCACUGAUGUCAAAAUGGGCGAUUUUUAAACUACCAACUCUCCACAAGCUCUCAUUUUUGUAGUUUUGAGUCCUACACAUUCAUUUCCUACCUUUAAAAUAUACUAGCUACUUAAAAUUAUAACGUGGAUUAUUUUAGUGGUUCAGUUCAAUUCUAAAAUGCGUCUACUCAAAAACAGUGUCGUAGUAUAUCUUUAUGACUAGCUGUAUUAGCUGAACACAGCACAUGUAGCAGUAUGUAACUGUAAUAAUCUCUGUCUGUUAACAAAACA
Messenger RNA from Brassica napus (rape), 1798 nucleotides. RefSeq names its product tRNA pseudouridine synthase Pus10-like. Gene Ontology annotation, biological process: tRNA pseudouridine synthesis. The coding region runs from base 51 to 1556 and encodes 501 amino acids. NCBI's taxonomy places the organism in Eukaryota, Viridiplantae, Streptophyta, Magnoliopsida, Brassicales, Brassicaceae. The record is from RefSeq and is a predicted model, not a curated record. The transcript is spliced from 15 exons. Gene Ontology annotation, molecular function: pseudouridine synthase activity; RNA binding.